Messenger RNA from Bursaphelenchus xylophilus (pine wood nematode), 3428 nucleotides. The record is from the annotation of a GenBank genome assembly. Lineage: Eukaryota; Metazoa; Nematoda; Chromadorea; Rhabditida; Aphelenchoididae.
AUGGACAAUUCAACAAUCGAAAUCACUCUCAAGGUAGAGCCACUUUAUCGCCGGAGGUCCCCUCAUUUGGAUCUAAAUGUCUGGAAACAGGUGGAGCCAAGAGAUCUUCAAGGAAUCAAGGGUUCGAAGACGCCAGGGAAGUCUUCAGUCUCCCAGAACCCGGCUUUUGAGAAGCCUAUUUCGCCAUCAGAAUCCCAAAAAAUUUUUGAAUCCGAGAAAAAAACGAAAAGUCCAAGAGACAAACAGAAUCAAGCUCAAAAGGAAGCAUCGACGGAGGAGAAGACAAAGAAAUCACGGUAAUUAACUGAUGAUUAAAGAAUUCUUUUCAUUCCUUUUCAGGCCGACUAGACGGAGAAAGUCCAAAAAGAGUAAAUCAGAGAAAAACAUGGACAGCUCACACAUUUCAGUAAGUGGAAAACCAGUUCUAGCAUCAGUUAUUAUACAGGGUGUUUCAAGAAAUUUGGAACAAAUGAUUUGCUUAUAUCUUUUUGUUCUUUGCAGCUAUCAACGAAUUUCUUUUUGCUUCUAAAAAUUGACAGCGUGCGUUUUUAGAAUCUCAAAAAAAAAAUUUUUUCGGCGGCGGAGGGCCCAUUUCUCGGCGGAGAAAUUUAGGGCCUUUUUUAAAAAUCACAGCGUAUUACGUGGCGGAAACGCCGUUGCAAUGGCUGAAAUCAAGUUUACGUAAUACCUCCAUCGAUUUUACGGUAUGCAUUUUUUUGUUUUCGAUUUUACGCACUUCCGCGGAUGCGCGGCGGAGACCUCAGAUUUCGGCGGACGUUGUUUUGGGCCUUUGGUUUUUGCAAUUCAUGUUGGAAAAGGAGGUUUGGGUGAUUUUUUGUUGUCAUCCGAUGCACAGAUGGCAAAAAUUUCGUGCUUUUUAUCACCGGCGGAGGAGUCGGCGGAGGCUUUAUCAAAGGGUAAAAACAAAACUCCGCCGAUUUGUCCGCCGGACCAAAAAAAUCAAAAAUCUUUGAAAGACAAUGCUGCUCUGAUGGAUUCUUGUAGCUGAGAUUUUUCCCGGACUCGUAAGACCGCUUUGACCCUUUGAUAAAGCCUCCGCCGAAUCCUCCGCCAGGGAAAAAAAGCGUGAAAUUUUUGUCAUCUGUGCAUCGGAUGACAACAAAAAAUCACCCAAACCUCCUUUUCCAACAUGAAUUGCAAAAACCAAAGGCCCAAAACAACGUCCGCCGAAAUCUGAGGUCUCCGCCGCGCAUCCGCGGAAGUGCGUAAAAUCGAAAACAAAAAAAUGCAUACCGUAAAAUCGAUGGAGGUAUUACGUAAACUUGAUUUCAGCCAUUGCAACGGCGUUUCCGCCACGUAAUACGCUGUGAUUUUUAAAAAAGGCCCUAAAUUUCUCCGCCGAGAAAUGGGCCCUCCGCCGCCGAAAAAAUUUUUUUUUUGAGAUUCUAAAAACGCACGCUGUCAAUUUUUAGCAGCAAAAAGAAAUUCGUUGAUAGCUGCAAAGAACAAAAAGAUAUAAGCAAAUUAUUUGUUCCAAAUUUCUUGAAACACCCUGUACAAUACACAAGUCCAAAACGCGAGUGCCGAAAAGGUCCGCUAAACAAAAAGGUUUCCAAAAGCGAAAUUUUAGCAAAUGGGCGAUAGAGUUUGGGCUGCAACGAAAAUUUUCGGUCAACAACACAUUUUUGCAUGUAAUCGAAUGUGCUGAUUUUGAAAAUCUUGUCCCUUGUUCCGAUAGUUUUAUUUACAGAGUUGAUGAAAACGUGGGCUUGCCGACUGCCUACGAAAACACUUUUUUUAGUAACCAAAUUGCCCCUUGUCAAAACGACAGAUAAAAUAAGCGGUAAUACUAGUUACGGCUAAUAUUAACGGCAUUCAUCAUGGUCUGUGUUAAACUCGCGUUUGAAAGCUUCGUUAUCAGAAGCUUCAAUUUAGCCAAAAUGCCGCUAAUUUGACGUCGUUUUGAAAAAAUCUGUUAAAUUAAAAACCCUACUAAAUCCACUGUUUUUAUAAAGAAUAAAAAAAUAUAAAUUUUUUAAUUACUGUAAAAAAUGUAUCAUAAAGAAUGGAUGUAUUUUUCUUCAAUUGUGUGUAAAAAUGUAUCGUUGACUCGAACUGCCUGACGCGAAAAGUACGGACACGAGAAAAUGGCUGUAUGAAAAUUGCGCGUCCCGACAUUUCGGGUCAGGGACAACUCGGGUCAACGACAACUCAGGUCAACGAUACCGUUUAAUAUUUUCGCUUCGGGACUUGGAAAAAAGAAUUUUUUGGAGAAUUUGAACAAAAUUUUGAAAUGUUUUCGCUUCGGGAAUUGGGAAAAAGGAUUUUUUGGAGAAUUGAGGUUUAUUUUCAAUUUUUUUAGGUAAAUAGUGUUUAUAAGCGUCUAGCAAAUAAGAAAAUCGUAUCCAUUGUUUAUGUUUUUUAACUGGAUUUAAACACAGACAGUGCCAGAGAGCGCGGUAAGAAGAUAGUCGUUUAUAGUCGUGAUUGUAUGCAAUUAAAAGCAAAAACAUUUCAAAAUUUUAUUCAGAUUCUCCGAAAAAUUCCUUUUCCCAAGUCCCGAAACGAAAACAUUUCAAAAAUUUUUGUUCAAACUGUCCAAAAAAUCCUUUUUCCCACGUCCCGAAGCGAAAACAUCUCAAAAUUUUGUUCAAAUUCUCCAAAAAAUUCUUUUUUCCAAGUCCCGAGGCGAAAACAUUUCAAAAAUUUUUCAAAUUCACCGAAAAAUUCUUUUUUCCCAGUCCCGAAGCGAAAAUAUUAAACGGCAUCGUUGACCCGAAAUGUCGUUGACCCGAGAUGUCGUUGACCCGAAGUGUCGCGACCCGAGCUGAUCCUGACCCGAAACGUCGUAGCGCCGAAAAUUGGAAUAAAAAGAAAAAUACAAGAAAUGGGCGGGGUGUGAUAGGCACUAUGGUUUUACUUGAUCGUGACCGAUACCCGAUCUGCCCCAAAUGGAGCCAUAAUCUCAAAUAUUGAUUACUUUUUUAGUACAAGGCUGAUGCAGCAAAGCCCUGUUUCUUGAUCAGUAGUGCAUCUGAUGAUAGCAAGAAUUCAACCUCAGAAAAGGUCAAGAGACCAGACAUUACAGUAGAUAAUCAUCCGGAUGGGUAAGAUACGCAACAUAUUAUAAUUUGACAGUUUUCACUUUUAGUGUGGUCACUCCCCCAGCAAAUGUAUCCAGGGAUGAGACCGUUGUCAGUUUUGCCGAAGUAGACAGUCGUCCUUCUUCGUUGGUCAAGCGUCGAUCCAAAAAGACUCAAGCGACGGAUCCUCUUCUCCAUGGUUCGAAUCAGAUGAUGAUCGACGAAUUCACAAGACAAGCGAUGCUCCAACAGAUGAGGGACUAUUCCCGAGGCAAUUACGAGCUCGUUUCAUGGCUGCUGCUGUUCUUAGCCGCCGUCUUCUUGCUGCUCUACAGAACCGAGAGAAUUGCCGAAACGUGUCAAAAUGCAAAUUUGGCUAAUUGA